Molecule: messenger RNA, 778 nt
Organism: Phycodurus eques (leafy seadragon)
Lineage: Eukaryota; Metazoa; Chordata; Actinopteri; Syngnathiformes; Syngnathidae
Product: mesenteric estrogen-dependent adipogenesis protein-like
Exons: 5
Coding region: 36-629 (197 amino acids)
Source: RefSeq, a predicted model, not a curated record
AGGCGCCGUGCAGCCAGUUUUACGAAGUUGACAAAAUGGAACAAGAAGAGCGAGGAAGGUUGGCGAGGAUGACAGUGACGGAGCUAGACGACUUUCUCCGGAGACCCCCGAGCGGCUUCUCGGUGGAGAGCACCCCGCUGCGCAGCGUCGUCCGCGGUGACCCCGACACCAGCCUGCUGCUGGCCGACCCCUGCGACACGUCCGCGGGGAGCGUCGUCUUCCACGGCUCGCUGGGCAGGAGCAUCACAUUGACAGACUUGUGGCAGUACAGCGACUUCCGGAGGAGCCUGGUGUCCAAAAACAUUUUCAUGCUGGUGGCCACGCGCUCGCCUCAGUGCACAGAGGUUGCGAAGCGCUACGUGGUGUGUGUGCGGGGCGCCGACCCGGUGGUCCGGUGGCACAUGGAGGCGGGUCUGGACUGGACCAUCUCGUCGGUGGCGGGCGAGAGCUACGAGGUGGAAGUGGACCUGACCGACGCAUUGAACACGUGGGCGGCCCGCAACACGACUGGAAUCAAACCGGAGUGGGUUGACUCCUCCUUCACGCUCAAGUACCACUCCGAUGCACUUUUUGACUUCCCGCACUGGCUGGGAUUCAGCAAGAGGAAGUUCAAGUUGCGACUGUCCUGAUGGGGGCGCCUGACUGACUUUGGCGGAGAUGCGAUUGGAGGACGAAGCUUGUUCAGUCAACACGCUGCAUUAUGCUGUUAUUGUUUUCUAGUACUGUAUGAUGGAUGUGAUGUUUUGCACUGACGCAUUUAUACACUUUUUAUACUCUA